Molecule: messenger RNA, 1830 nt
Organism: Brassicogethes aeneus
Lineage: Eukaryota; Metazoa; Arthropoda; Insecta; Coleoptera; Nitidulidae
Source: the annotation of a GenBank genome assembly
AUGGAACAAAUAGUCGUUAAAGUAGAACCUGAAGAACUAGUCGACGAUUCCGUAGGUGAUAUUUUGCUGAAGUACGAUAUACCAAGUACAUCUGCUGACCAAGAAAUGCUUUCAUCGUCUGGGAUAGCAGUAAAACAUGAAAUCAAAGAAUCAGAUGAUGAUGAAGUAUUGCUCAACAAAGGCCUAGGUUCAAUGAUGUACUAUGUGAGAUCUAAAACCAAUGAUAGUGAUGAAGAAAGUGAAGAUUUUGAUCAUGAAAUUGAAGAUUUCUUAUGCAAUAUUAAGGAAGAAGAAAGGUACAGUGACUUUUCUGAAGAAGAUGAUAAAAAUUUGUCAAACAAAGAAGAAAAAGAUGAAGAUGAAGCCAUGAUUGAGUCAAAAAUCGAGGUGGAAUAUCAUGGUUUGGAAUGUUAUGAAUCAGGGGCCGACAGUGAAGUUGUAAAUAAAGAAACACCGUUGAAAACAGAAGAAAAAGGCUUCGAAAAAAAUCCAGGCUACGAGUGCAAGGGACAAUUAGGUUUAAGUCGCGAGAAAGAAUGCUUAAAAGCGAGAGUUGGAGUUGGCGAAGUAAAGUUGUUUGAAUGUGACAUUUGUCCUAAGAAAUAUAAGACAAGAAGGAGUUUGACUUGUCAUAAAAAGUACGUUCAUGAAAAAGACAAUCUGAAGGAGUUGAAAUGUGGGCAUUGUGCUUUUGUGACUGCCAAUAGAAGUAAUUUAAAUGUACAUUUAAAAAUUCACGACAAAGAAAAAUAUUUGAGGUGUAAUUUCUGCGAGUUUAUGACUACCAAAUUGUAUUAUUUAAAUGCCCAUAUUAUAAGUAGGCAUAAAUCGGAAAAUAAAGGCGAAAAUAAAAUAAAAAUAACCAGUAAAAUCUACCAGUGUUCCAAUUGUUCAUACUCAGCUGUUUAUAAAUCGAGCUAUGACGCUCACAUAAAGGUUUGCCUAAAAUUGGAAAACGUACAACAAUAUGAAUGUCACCUUUGUCACUACAAAACCAUUCAUAAAUUUGGCUUAAAAAAACACAUGAAAAUCCAUAACAAAACAAAAGAAUUUAAAUGUUUGUUUUGUCCAAAAGAAAGUAACCAUAAAUACAAUUUGGACGGCCACAUUUUGACCAAGCAUUCACAUUUAUUGAACGAAUCCAAUAGAAGUAUCAUAACCUCCAAAGUGCAUUCCUGCCACCUCUGUAAUUACAAAACUACAAAUAUCGGUGAUUUAAAAAAACACGUUCAUGAAAAAGACAAACUGAAGCAGUUGAAAUGUGGGCAUUGUGCUUUUGUGACUGCGCAUAGAGGUAAUUUAAAUGUACAUUUAAAAAUUCACGAUAAAGAAAAAUCUUUGAGAUGUAAUUUCUGCGAGUUUACGACUACCAAAUUGACUAAUUUAAAUGCCCAUAUUAUAAGUAGGCACAAAUCGGAAAAUGAAGGCGAAAAUAAAAUAAAAAUAACCAGUAAAAUCUACCAGUGUUCCAAUUGUUCAUACUCAGCUGUUUAUAAAGCAAGCUAUGAAAGUCACAUAAAGGUUUGCCUGAAAUUGAAAAACCUACAACAAUAUGAAUGUCACGUUUGCCAAUACAAAACAAUUCAUAAAUUUCACUUAAAAAAUCACAUAAAAAUCCAUGAUAAAACAAAAGAAUUUAAAUGUUUGUUUUGUCCAAAAGAAAGUAACCAUAAAUACAAUUUGGACAACCACAUUCUAAUCAAGCAUUCAGAUAUGUUGAACGAAUCCAAUAGAAGUAUCAUAACCUCCAAAGUGCAUUCUUGCCAGCACUGUACUUAUAAAACUACAAAUAUCUGUGAUUUUAAAAAACACCUUCACAAAAAAGACAAA